Messenger RNA from Talpa occidentalis (Iberian mole), 1807 nucleotides. RefSeq names its product SAP30 like (gene SAP30L). The transcript is spliced from 5 exons. NCBI's taxonomy places the organism in Eukaryota, Metazoa, Chordata, Mammalia, Eulipotyphla, Talpidae. Gene Ontology annotation, cellular component: histone deacetylase complex. The coding region runs from base 283 to 750 and encodes 155 amino acids. The record is from RefSeq and is a predicted model, not a curated record. Gene Ontology annotation, molecular function: protein binding; transcription coregulator activity. Gene Ontology annotation, biological process: regulation of DNA-templated transcription.
UGCGCUUUCUCAGAGAAAAUCUCUCCACAGCUGGGGCGUCUGAGGCCGCUGAUUAAUAGCUCGCUGGGCCCGGGGCCGUGCCCCAAGCUGUGCCCCUGUGCGAGGCUGGGAGGAAGGGCGGGGGGCGCCCCUCAGGCCCUGGGGGGCUCACGGAUCCCCGAGGCAGCCCCUCACUCCCCGCACCCCUGCCGGAGCCUCGGGGGAGGCUUCCAGGAGCAGCACCUCUGCCCGGCCCUUCUCUCCAGCCUCUCCCGCCCGCCCCCAAUUUCUCCUCAAAGUCGGAUGAGAUGCGCCGCGGCCGAGGCGGCUGCGCCAUUAAACGUGGCUGGGGGCGUCGUUGGCCUCACGAGACCUUCACCGUCCGGCACCUGUACAUCUGCGAUUUUCACAAAAACUUCAUCCAGAGCGUGCGAAAUAAAAGGAAGAGGAAGACCAGCGACGACGGCGGAGAUUCUCCCGAGCACGACACUGAUGUCCCUGAGUGCGUGCCACCUGCCUGAAGCAAGAACAGCUCUUUUAGAGGUGGACCUGUUCCAGUUGCAGGUGAACACUCUGCGGCGUUACAAGCGGCACUACAAGCUGCAGACCCGACCCGGCUUCAACAAGGCCCAGUUGGCGGAAACCGUCAGCCGCCACUUCAGGAACAUCCCGGUGAACGAGAAGGAGACCCUGGCCUACUUCAUCUACAUGGUGAAGAGCAACAAGAGCAGGCUGGACCCCAAGCCCGAGGGUGGCAAGCAGCCGGAGUGAGGGCUGCCCGCACGGCCCAGGCCACAGACCCUGCCGCGGCAGCGCCGCCCGGACUGUCACGCGUUACUGUAAAUAAAAUGGCGUGCGGGCGCGCACCGGGGCCUGGCGGGAGUGGCCGCUGCCAGCGUGUGCCCACGAGGCCUUGUCUCCAAGCGGGUCCUGGCCGGGGCCCCGAAGAGGGAAGAGCAGCCACGCAGAUGGCUCCCAGCGCAGCAUCGGGCGGGCCUGGAGCCGGAGAAGAUGCAGGACGCGUAGCUUCCGCCUCGGUCGCCAGCCUUGUGGCCUCCCAGCCGCUGCGCUGCUGCCCUCGCUGGCCUGGCCCUGCACACGGAGGGCCCCGGCGCUCCCGCGGGACUCCUGAGCGCAUGGAGGAGACUGAGCCCCCGGAGGGCGCGGGCGGAAGGUGGACUCCUGGGCAGUCGCCGUGCCAGCUGCGCCUGUGGGGCUUCCGGAAGAGCCGGUGCAGAGCCCGCGCUGCCGGGGCUCGGCGCUCCCUGGACGAGGUCGGCAUCGGGACUUGCGCCGGCUCCCGGGCCGCGUCGCCACAAGGCUGGUCCUGGUGCAGCGUGGCGGGUGCUCUGCUCCGCAGCCGCCUGGCGGGGCCCAGUGCCAGCGCACGUGUUCCGUGAGGGCCUUCGCCCCGCGAGGGCACGGUCGCACAGAUGGAUUUUUCAAGUGUGAGUAAUUUACCUGAAUUUUUUAUGUUCAGAAACUCAGAUUCCUCUACCUAAUUAUAUCAGAGCCAAAGUAUCCUUUGAAAACAAAGCUUUAUAUCCAAAAGUACGCCUUUGCUAGCCGUUUCUAACUAGCGUGUCGGCGGAGCGUGUGACACGGGGGGAGGAGGAGGGGCCUCGCAUCCAGCCGCUGACCCUCCUGCCCUGUGUUGUGUCCAGAGUCUCCUUUUUCGCUCAGUUUUAAUUCUGAGUUCUCGCGCCUCAGCGAGCAGCCAGCGAGCGGCAGGGGCGUGCUAGGCAGACGGGCUGGGCCCCUCUCGCGGGAGCUGGCUCUCUGGCCACGUGAUGCCCGGUGUUCACGGAGCAGGUGUGUAGAUGAGCGU